AUGGGUGAAGAAAGCAGCUCCAACCACCAAACAACUUCGGUUGCCGGAGGCGCCAGUGCCACACCCACUCCAGCCAAUAACGUCGGAGGCGGAGCGGGAUGGGGGGACAAGGUCUGGAUGGGAGGCACAGAGCAGGGCACUGGCCAUGCAGAUGCUCCCAAUCCCAAAUCAACAAUGGGCGACUUUCUUGGUUUGCAGGAUCAAAAGUCGCGUGCCGAGAAUAAGUACCUCCAGCGAGUGGACCUGGCCGAGGGCAACGCCAGCCCCAUGAAUAGCCAAGGAGAGCCGACAUGUGCCACUGAGGACCAUAGCUUCAUGGGAGAAAAGGCUGGUGGCUCUGAUACGUUGCCUGGCUGGCACGCCAUCAAGAAUCUUGUUAACGGCGGGUGA
Molecule: messenger RNA, 390 nt
Organism: Penicillium soppii
Lineage: Eukaryota; Fungi; Ascomycota; Eurotiomycetes; Eurotiales; Aspergillaceae
Exons: 2
Coding region: 1-390 (129 amino acids)
Source: RefSeq, a predicted model, not a curated record